GAUCUUUUUCAAUAUUGGAAAUACAGGAAGAAGAUGAUGAUGAUGGUGAUGAUGAAGAUUUACAAAGAAAGGUAGCUCUUCAGCAGCAGUUACUGGAAUCACAGAAUCAACAGACGUCAGAAUUGGAAAUGAUGGAGCGAGUUCGCCAUCAACAACAGCUUAUAGAGGCUGAAAGAUCACAAAAACAAAUGAUGGAACAACAACAGUUACUUCAACAACAGCAGGCUGCAAUUAAUCAAGUAGAGACUGAAAGGAGAAUGAAAGAAGCAGAGUUACUAAGAACACAACAGAUUGCAAUGAUGGAGGCUCAGAAAGAGGAACAGAAAAGAAUACAGGAAGAGCAAAUGAGACAGCAGCAAGGUCCACCAGUCCCCAGGCCACCACCAGUUGGGCCUCCAGCUUCAGGACCACCCCAGCAACCGCCACCUAGUUUAAUGGCACAGCCUAUUAGACCUUCAGUAUCGAACACUGGGCAACAACCAUUAAUGCAAUCUGUAGGAGGACCUCCACCUUUAAUGCAGUCUGGGGGAGGUCCCCCACCGCUAAUGCAGUCGGGGGGAGGUCCCCCACCAUUGAUGCAGUCAGGACAAGACCCUACAUCAAUUCCGUCUUUAAUGCAGACAACACCUGGUCCUCCUAUUCCAUCUUUGAUGCAGUCUGGAAUGUCUUCUAUGCCUCCACAUAUGCAGACCAGUUCAGGACCACCUUCUGGUCCCCCAUUCAUGCCACCUGGUGGUGGACCAUCAGCAAUUCCUCCAUUAAUGCCCCAAGCUCCUCACCCACAGAUGUCAGAUGGUCCACCUAGACCACCUAUGCAACAGCCAGUCGGUGGUCAAAGGGGUCCACCUCCUGUUACAAUGUCACAGCCACAGAGACCACAGGGUCCACCACCAAAUCAGUUUCCCCCACAGAUGGGACCACAAGGUGUAGGUCCUCCACCAAGACCACAAAAUAUGCCACCAAGACCACAGCCGCCACCACAGAUGGGUCAAGGACAGCAAGGGCCACCAAUGAUUAGACCACCACAAGGACCACCUCAGUCAUUAAUGGGUGGACCACCAGGCUCAGGUCCAGGUGGAAGGCCUCCUGGACCUCCUGGUCCACCAACAUCUGUUCAAAUGAAUCGUCCUCCAGGACCACCAACAUCUGUUGCAAUGAGUCGUCCCCCAGGACCACCAACAACUGUUUCAAUGAGUCGUCCGCCAGGACCACCAGGUCAGCCAAUGGAGAAACUACCCCCUCCAAAGUUUGAACCACCAGAAGAAGAGAAACAAAAAGAAGUUAAAUUACCACAAGCUUUGGAGAAGAUCUUAGCUUUCAAAGACGCCAGAGCUCAGGAAGUGGGUGUGUCACCAGAAGAAUUAGAGGAAAUGAAUAAACCUAAAGUAAAGGAAGAAACAGAAGAAAUAGAUGAAGAUAUAGGAUAUGAAACAUAUGAUAUUGAUGAAGAGACUGACAAACCUGAUGCAAGUAAAGAGUCAAAGAAUAGAAGGAAGAAAAAGAAGAAGAAGAAGUCCAAAAAGAACAGACUGAUGCAGCAACAGCUGCCACCCAAACCUAAGGAGACAACUACGGAGGAAACUGUUAAUGUAGAAUAUGUACAGGAACAGUUAGAGCUGGAUCCUUCUGAUCCUAAUUAUUACACAUUUGCCAAAAUAUUUGAAGCUUUUAAGAUCUCAGAAGCAGAAAAGCCAAAAGAAAAAGUUUUAGAAGAAAAGAAAGAAGCAGAGAAGAAACCAGAAGAGGUCAAACCCAGAGGAAUGUUCGAAGAGGAGGAUGAUGAAGAUGAGAAAAUGGAAACCGAUGAAAACAAAGAAGAUCAUCCAAAAAUGUCAAAGAAAAAGUUAAAGAAGAUGACAAGAUUGUCUGUGGCCCAGUUAAAGCAACUUGUUGGUAGACCUGACGUAGUAGAAAUGCAUGACGUUACAGCACAGGAUCCUCGAUUGUUGGUAUGUCUGAAGGCCACAAGGAACACAGUACCUGUACCAAGACAUUGGUGUUUUAAAAGGAAAUAUUUACAAGGAAAACGUGGUAUUGAAAAGCCACCAUUUGAACUUCCAGAUUUUAUCAAAGCUACAGGAAUCAUGGAGAUGAGAGAAGCUUUACAAGAAAAGGAAGACCAGAAAACAUUAAAAUCUAAGAUGAGAGAAAAGAUCCGACCAAAAAUGGGAAAAAUUGAUAUUGAUUAUCAAAAAUUACACGAUGCUUUCUUCAGGUGGCAGACCAAACCUAAAAUGACAAUACAUGGAGAUUUAUAUUACGAGGGGAAAGAGUUUGAAACUCGAUUAAAAGAAAAGAAACCUGGAAAUUUAUCAGAUGAAUUAAGAACAGCAUUAGGAAUGCCUAUUGGACAUAAUUCUGAGAAGUUUCCACCUCCAUGGUUGAUAGCUAUGCAGAGAUAUGGUCCUCCACCAUCUUAUCCUAACCUAAAAAUUCCUGGUCUUACUGCAGCUAUUCCAGAAGGGUGUUCAUUUGGUUACCAUGCUGGCGGCUGGGGUAAACCCCCUGUAGAUGAGAAUGGUAAACCUUUAUAUGGUGAUGUAUUCGGUACACAAAGUGCUGACUUCCAGGCUCCUGUUAAAGAAGAAGAAAUUGAUAAAUCAUUAUGGGGUGAGCUUGAAGAAGAAUCUUCAUCGGAGGAGGAAUCAUCGGAGGAAGAGGAGGAACUUCCUGAUGAAACUGGCUUAAUAACUCCUGGUCCAGAAGGAUUAGUAACACCAAGUGGAAUAACUUCAGUACCUUUAGGUGUAGAAACACCAGAUAUGAUAGAACUGAGAAAGAAAAGAAUAGAAGAUGCUAUGGACCAGGGAGGAGAAACACCUGCUUUGUAUACUAUACUGCCAGAGAAAAAACAACAAGUCGGUGCAGCCAUGAUGGGAUCUAGUCAUAUAUAUGACAUGACGGGGGUCCAACCUGGGGCAAAGAAAACAGACAAGGUCUCCACAGAGGGUAUAGAAGUGGCCUUGAACCCUGAAGAAUUAGACCUUGACACAGCAGCCAUGCAAGCUAAGUAUGAUGAGACAAUGAGAGAACAACAGUCUCAAUUAGCGAAAGAAGAUCUCAGUGAUAUGGUAGCAGAACAUGCCGCUAAACAAAAGAAACGAAAGAAACAGCAAGACAGUGGAAAAUCGUCCAAAAAAUACAAAGAAUUCAAAUUUUAAAGACAAUAUUUCUAUAUGUAAUUUGUUGGACUAUGAAUCAUGUCAUAUUUUUUCAUAUUUUAUGUCGUCAUAAUUAAAUCAUGUAUAUAUCGUA
Messenger RNA from Mytilus californianus (California mussel), 3255 nucleotides. Its product is annotated as splicing factor 3B subunit 2-like. Gene Ontology annotation, biological process: mRNA splicing, via spliceosome. The transcript is spliced from 17 exons. Gene Ontology annotation, cellular component: nucleus; U2-type spliceosomal complex; U2 snRNP. The record is from RefSeq and is a predicted model, not a curated record. Lineage: Eukaryota; Metazoa; Mollusca; Bivalvia; Mytilida; Mytilidae. Bases 129 to 3161 code for a protein of 1010 amino acids.